UGCAUAGAUUAAAAUACCUAUUUUUUCCUGUGACAUACAAUAUAUGAAUAUGCUCAUAUACACAUAACGAAUUUUACUGGUUUUCAAAAUGAAAAUGCGCAUUGAUAUUUAAAUUUCGUUCACAUAUAAUGUGCUAAGUUUAUGCAUCCCCAGUUCAGACGUGCUUUCAAACAUUCAUUAAGGGAAAAUGUGUUCUUUAGCUUAGAUUGUGAUUUUGAAUUAUUAACGAACUUUCUAUUUCUAACUAUAUAUUCAUCAUAUAGUGUGACAUUUUUCUUUUCAAGACGGGUGUCAUACCGCAUGCAACAGUGACGUUCAAUAGUUCCUAAGCACUUUCCAGUACAGUCUAGAAGGCAGGCAUAUUUUCCCAGGUACUAUAAAGGCUAUGCUUGACUUAUAAAUCAAUCACGUGCAAUCUACACGUCCUCCAAUAAAUGUCACUGGUGUUUAAAUUGUUAUUUUUUAUUUAUUUAACAUGGGAUUGGAUAUGAUUUCAAUCGGUUCUGGGACGGACUGACGAAUUGUGAGGCGUUUAAGCUGACAUUACCGCAAAAGUAUGAAGCAAGACAGUAAUGGGAAGCGCAUCUUGAUAAGGGUUUGCUGAUAAUACGAUCAUCGAUACAAAAACUUUAUUCGAGGAAUCAAAUCCUUCGUUGUUUGGAGAGCCAGUACCUGCAAUCAUGGUGAAGAAACUAGUUCACUGGUAUCUUACUGCAGUUGUUUCGAUAUCAAUUUUUUGUACACAACGAAUACAUGGUGAGGUCGACAUUGAUGCACUUCUUCCAACAGGUUACCGAAAAGGCCAAAGACCAAACGCUGAAGGGCCCGCCGUUGAAGUUCGAGUCGGUAUUUACGUGAACUCUUUUGGUAAUAUAGAAGAAGCACAAAUGGAGUAUAAGAUGUAUGGAUAUUUUCGCCAGUAUUGGAAUGAUAAUCGGUUGGUAGGGAGGUCGAACCAGACUAUAGUGCUGAAUGGUGACGAUAUCUCCAAAGUCUGGAAGCCUGAUCCGUUUUGCUAUAACGCGAGAGAUUCUACACUCAGUAAAGGCGAUCAUGAUAUUAAUAGUAUGAUGUCCAUAGAUCCAAAUGGGGACAUCAUUUACAGUAGAAUGACUAUUAUCGUUGCUGAAUGCAAUAUGGAACUACACGAUUUUCCAAUGGACACGCAAAAAUGCAGUUUGAAAUUCAGCAGCUAUACCUACAAUGAAAAUCUAAUUAAGCUAUCGUGGGUAAAAGGUACUCCCGCGACGGUAGCAGCCAAGAGCCUCGCACAAUUUUAUUUCAAAAAGUUAGAGACUAGAAAGUAUGUGGAGCAAUACGAGUUAGGUAACUACUCUGUAGUCGAGGUGGAGUUUUACUUCAGCCGUCGCCUUGGCUACUUCUUGAUUCAAGUAUACGCGCCAGACAUCUUCAUCGUCAUGCUCAGUUGGAUAGUCUUUUGGAUGGACAGAAAUGAUAUGGGCAAUCGUAUGGCUCUGGGAAUCACUACAAUACUGACCAUCAUGUUCCUUAUGGGAUCUAUCAAUGCUGCCAUGCCGCGUGUCAGUUACCCUAAAGCACUCGAUUGGUAUCUUAUGAUAUCGUUUGCCCUGGUGUUCCUGGCCCUGAUAGAAUGCACUUUCGUUUUUGUUUUGCUGAAGAAGAAGCAAAAGAAGAAGAAACAAAAGACCGAAAUCAAAAGCAAGAAGUGUCCACCACUAGAACGUGUCCUUUGGGUCAACGAAAACUCAUGCCCACGAAAGAGAGACAGCAAGACUAACUGGUCAGAAGAAACAAGAGACCUUAUCGAAACGAGCCCAGGGAAUGGCAAGCAAAAAUCCAUCAUCGCCCAUCUAUCCCUACAAGAGUUAAAUAACAAGACUGAUACGCACAAGCAGAUGACGGAGACACACGAGCACGACGAUGACAAAGGAAUCGAUUGUACGGUUGAUAACCUUGCUAAGGGGCUAUUUCCGCUUAUAUUCCUGGGUUUUAACAUUUUGUAUUGGUCACUGUAUCUCAAAUUAUUGGAGUAAAACUAUUCGAGGGGUAGAAGUAGGUGCUGCGGCUAGAGAGGUGAGGCGGAUCCAGGGAGUCCAGGUGCAUUUUGAUAAUGUUUUUUUGAUAAGGCUGCGUUCAUAAUGUAUGACAGAGGGGGGGGAGGGGGGUGUGGGAGCAGGAGAU
Molecule: messenger RNA, 2163 nt
Organism: Actinia tenebrosa (Australian red waratah sea anemone)
Lineage: Eukaryota; Metazoa; Cnidaria; Anthozoa; Actiniaria; Actiniidae
Product: gamma-aminobutyric acid receptor subunit rho-2
Biological process (GO): monoatomic ion transmembrane transport
Cellular component (GO): membrane
Molecular function (GO): transmembrane signaling receptor activity; extracellular ligand-gated monoatomic ion channel activity
Source: RefSeq, a predicted model, not a curated record